This is a messenger RNA of Anarrhichthys ocellatus (wolf-eel), 2213 nucleotides long. It is a transcript of the gene rad9a, whose product is annotated as RAD9 checkpoint clamp component A. Gene Ontology annotation, cellular component: checkpoint clamp complex. The transcript has 11 exons. Gene Ontology annotation, biological process: DNA replication checkpoint signaling; mitotic intra-S DNA damage checkpoint signaling; DNA repair. Bases 412 to 1578 code for a protein of 388 amino acids. NCBI's taxonomy places the organism in Eukaryota, Metazoa, Chordata, Actinopteri, Perciformes, Anarhichadidae. The record is from RefSeq and is a predicted model, not a curated record.
AACCACGCCUCUUUGACUUUCAGCCUCUCUGAUUGGUCAUCAGUGAGGAAGCGGGUAAUGGCGGCGUAAACAACGCAAAGAUCGGUGCAAAAUGCUGCUUAGUCGAACCGCUGUUGAAAAUAAAACGUAAGAGUUGAGCUAUAACUAAACGGAAUAUGUUUUCGGUACCAGGAGGAUUCUUGCUAUUAAAACCCCACUGAUUCAGUUCUUGGAGGUGUUUAACCGCUAGUUCCGACUAACUUUUAGCUAACUUAAAAGAAAGUAGUAACUGUUACGUUAUCUAACGCUAACGUUAGUUUACUGAGAUGGACUGCGUCGUGACGGGAGGAAACGUGAAAGGUAGAAACAUUUCCUGCCUUUUCAAACCUGUCUUUAACUACACAAUAAGUACACAAUAACAGUGAGCUAUUAAUGAUGUUGUACAUGUGUGUGUGUAUGUACCGUCCAGUGCUGGCCAAAGCCAUCCAUUCUCUGUCCAGGAUCGGUGAUGAGCUCUACGUGGAGCCUCAGGAAGAUGGGCUGGCCCUGCGGUCUGUGAACUCCUCUCGGUCGGCAUAUGCUUGUUUCCUGUUCGCACCACUGUUCUUCAGCAGGUACACCCUCCCCAGUGGGCACACCUUCCGCUGCAAGAUUGCAAUAAAGAGUGUGCAGGCCGUAUUCAGAUCUGUAGCGACUCUGGAGAAGACGGUGGAAAAGUGUCACAUCGAGCUGGACGAGCAGAAAAACCGCCUCACCUUCACCCUGCACUGCAAACACGGCCUCAUGAAGACACAUAACCUGUCUUUCCAGGACAGUGAAAGCUUACAGGCCGUGUUCGAUAAAGACAGCUAUGCCAAUGUAUUCAGAUCACAUCCCAGGCUGCUGGUGGACACAGUCGUUCACUUCCCUCCGUCUCUGGAAGAAGUGACGGUGUCAGUGAGCGGUGACCGGAUGUGGGUCAGGAACCACGUGGAGGAAGAAGCAGACCGGGCUAAGGCCAUGCUGACAGAGCUGUGUCUGGCUUCAGACGAGUUUGACCAUUUUGCUGUCCAAGCUCACAACAGCGUCACAUUUUGUCUGAAGGAGUUACGGGGUUUGUUAGUGUUUGCAGAGUCUACUGGUCUCCCUAUUUCUAUGUACUUUGAUGAACCGGGCAGCCCUGUCGUGCUUUCAGUAACGGACAGUGUGCUGGAGGGGAACUUUGUGCUGGCCACGCUUUCUGAUGACCCCAACUACCGUAAAAGCAACACUAGACGAGCAUGCACGCCGCCGCCGCCCCCCCCUCCUGAUGACUUCAUGAAUGACGACAUGGACUGCUACCUCAUCGCAAUGGAUACCAGUGUUGCACCAGGUCCCUCUGCCACAGGUCCGCCCACACCCCCGUCAGCUGAUUCUACAUGUUCGAAACGGAGUGCUGCAGCCAAUCACAGGACAAGGCUACACAGUGAGGAGGAGGAGGAGGAAGAUGAAACAGCCGAUUCAGGCAGACCACCUAAUAAGAAGUUCUGUUCCUUGUUCUUUGGAUCGGUGCUUCCCCCGUCCUCUCAGAUGACGAGUCAGGAAGUGUUGGCCAGUGACAGUGAGGAGGACGUACAGUGAAGCAGAGCGACACUUGACUGUUCCAUCAGAUGAACCUUUUCAUUUACACACGUGCCGCCUGCAGACACUUUGAACCCUCAUGUCCCAUCUUUACCAGCCUGUACAGCUGCUGUACGGGAAUUGUUUUUCUUUUUACAUGGGCGAAGAUAUGCAAAGACAGUACAGAAAAGGAUAUUGCAAUGUUUUAUCCGACUAUAAUGUUAAUGGUGGACUUGAAAAUAUGGGAUUAUGUGAAACUGGACAUGAAGCACUUCCUGUUUAUUUUUGUUCAAAGUCUGUUUGUGAUCGAGGUGCAACAAAAAAAACCUCCUCUAAAUAAAAGAAACAUCUUUUUCAAAUUAUGUAAACAUUAUUUAUGAUUUAUUUACAUGUCAAAAGGUUCAAGUAUGACGAAGAUUUAUGAGGAGGGAUCUCCGCACGACAGAAGGAUCAAUGAGACUGAAGCACUCAGUAAAACACAGAUAACACAGAUUUUUUUUUUUUUUGUCAAAAGUAAGAUUGAGCAUAAGAAGAAGAAGAAUAUCUAAGCGUCUGUGAUCCAGUCUUUGCAGGUUGAGUCACAUCACCGCUCCCUUCCUCUCUUUGCACCUGGAAACUCUUCCCCCUCGUCUGUGGUUUCCUCCUCUCUCGUUCUU